Molecule: messenger RNA, 1857 nt
Organism: Triplophysa dalaica
Lineage: Eukaryota; Metazoa; Chordata; Actinopteri; Cypriniformes; Nemacheilidae
Product: cardiac-enriched FHL2-interacting protein-like
Exons: 7
Coding region: 204-1778 (524 amino acids)
Source: RefSeq, a predicted model, not a curated record
CUCGCUUUGGUUUCCAUUGGUUACUAAUAUUGUCGAUGACGUCAGAGAUCAACGCAAACUUGUUGACAGCGCGAGCAACUGCAGGAGUUACUAGUCUGUUUUCGCGAUUACUUUUACAUUUGCGGUUUGCAAAGAAGUACCAUAAAUACUUUUUUUAAGUUUAGUAUUAAAGUAAGUAGGCUAGUUUGGUGUAGUUUCACAUCAUGGGACAAGUGAACUGUGGAUGCUUGGGCCACGAGACGCCAGAUCCGGAAUACAACCAAACACAGGAGCAGUGUUGGGAGCAAGAACAGAGAGGAGCACAGCGUCAAGAUGACUCCACACCGAAGUCAGGGAAGGGAUCCCGAGAUGCUUGUCCAUUGAGCAUCGAUACGUUGACACUUUCACCAUCUCCUCCACCGAUACAAGUCGCUCCAUGCCCACCAGCUUCAACAGCUGAGAGGGUAAAAUCCCGUCAUCCGUCAAGGCUGGAACCGUUGGUUCUACGUUUUGAUCCUCAACCCUCAACUGCAACACCUGAGAGAUCAGAGGUGAGACGUUCAAGGAGGAAACGGAUGAAAAGGGCUAAAAACAUGUAUCAUGAAGUGCCUAAACCGCUGGUGAUACGUGUUGAUCGUCAACCCGCGACUGCAUCACCUGAGAGAUCAGAGCAGAGAGUUUCAGCAAAUAAACUGAAGAAGGGUGACAAGAAAACGGAUCAUGAAGUGCCUGAACCGCUGGUGAGACAUUUUGCACCUAAACCAUCAACUUCAUCACCUGAGAGAUCAAAGAUGAGACGUUCAAGGAGGAAACUGACGAAGGAAGCUCAAAACAUGGAUCCUGAAGGGUUUCAUAGAUCUGCCUCACCCGACCGGAAUCCUGAACAGACGGAGGUGACAAAAUAUGAAGCUCCAACAGUGCCUGAACCGCUGGUCACGUCACAGUUUGAUCUCUUUAAACACCUGGUCCUCGUGGACAUUGAAGAUGAAGAUGAGGUGCAUAUCAUCUCUCCAUUUGGGCUGAAGGACACCAGACACAGGAGACCUAAGCCCAUCAGGAAAAAACAACCCAUGUUUAGUUGGAUGGAGGAGAACACAGAGAUGCUGGAGAGUGAAAGAUCAGGGAAGAAACCGAACAGUGGCAAAAAAACGGACCAUGAAGGAUCAUCCCCGUACAUCCCAUAUGAAUAUACCGAGGCGAUAUCACUGUCAGCACCUUCAUCACAGUCUGAUCUCAUCCUCAUGGACAUGAAUGAUAACAGCGAGUCUGAUGAGCCUGAGGUGGAGUUCAUCUCUCCAUUUGAGCUGAAGGACCAUAGACACAGAAGACCGAAGCCCGUGACAAAAGAUCAACCGAUGUUUUGUUGGAUGGAGAACACCGAAAUGCAGGAGAGUGAAAGUGAAAUGGAUGAAGUCCACCCAGAAGCUCCAGAGCAGCAGGAGACACCUGUGAAAAAAUCCCAUCCAGAGAGCAACACUGACAAACAACAAACCCUUCAGAAGGAGACAGACGCUCAUGAAAACAUCAUCAUGACAGGUCCUUAUGGUCCCGCUGGAGAAACCCAAGAUCACCUGAAUGGUCCAGAGAAGACAAAAGCUGCCAGCAAAACUAAAGGAUUAUUUGUUCUUCAUCACUGGGUUGAGAAAAAGACCAAAGAACGACGGGAGAAGAAAAUGAGAAAAGAAAGGGAAAUAACAGAAACACAGUUACUGCGGGAGAGAUACUUGAACAGUCCAGCAUUGAAGCAUUUGUGUGUUAAUAAGAACAACUCUAACUAUAUCCCCAUACUCCUUCUAUAACUUAUGUGCAAAAUAAUUAAGUUUAUGUGCAAAUAAUUAAGUUUAUGUGUGAUAAAAAAUAAGUAUGUGUAAAAAAUGA